Zingiber officinale is the source of this 881-nucleotide messenger RNA. Its product is annotated as monothiol glutaredoxin-S14, chloroplastic-like. The record is from RefSeq and is a predicted model, not a curated record. Bases 137 to 655 code for a protein of 172 amino acids. Lineage: Eukaryota; Viridiplantae; Streptophyta; Magnoliopsida; Zingiberales; Zingiberaceae. The transcript has 3 exons.
AAAUGAAUUUUUUUAUCUCAAAAAUUAUUUUCGUUUGCUUGGCUCGUAGAUUCCGAAGAUCCACCACCGUUGCCACCGCCGCCCCGUCCUCUCCGCCGUCUCUCUCGCGACACGCCUUUUCGCCGACAAGUGAACGAUGGCCUCGCUUGCAGUCGCCGCCGUCUUUGCUACUCCUUCCGACUUCCUCACCGCGCCUCUUCAUCGUCGGGGAUCUCAUGUAGUCACGAAUUCCUCCUCUGUCUCUGGCUGCCUCCUGACCAAAAGGGGAGAUUCUAGACGCAUCGGACAGAGGCAUAGGGCGGCCUCUCUCGCAAUUAGGUGCUCCUCUGCUUUGAGUCCCGAGCUGAAAUCGACAAUCGAUAAGGUCGUGCAAUCGCAAAAAGUGGUGCUUUUUAUGAAGGGAACGAAGGAAUUCCCCCAGUGUGGCUUCUCGAACACUGUGGUGCAGGUUUUGAAUUCACUGAACGUGCCCUUUGACACUCUGAACAUACUUGAAAACGAAAUCCUGCGUCAUGGGAUGAAGGAAUACUCAAACUGGCCAACUUUUCCCCAACUCUACAUUGAUGGGGAGUUUUUUGGUGGCUGUGACAUUGUUGUCGAAGCUUACAAAGCUGGGCAACUGCAAGAGGUAUUAGAGAAAGCUUUGUGUUCGUGAUGGCAUCAAUUUAAUGAAGCAUUUCAUGCUCGAUGGUUUGCUCUCGAGAUCCUGUGUAUUGACGAAUCCUUUGCAGGUUAUCAUUAUUGAAUGCUCUAUAAAUUAGCAAUCAUUUCAUCUUAAUGCUGUAAGAUUGCACCAUUGAACGAAUCACAUAAGAUAAAUCAGCUCAUGAAUACUAAUCAUCCACAAGUUCAGGAAAAUAUUUACUGUCUUUCACAAUUUA